AUGAGAACAGACACAACGCGCAACAUGGAUAGUCAGGAGUUGGUCGAUAUCGAUGGCUACCGAAGGAUUGUGAAGCAUUCGACGGAAUUGCGUCGCUACCAAACGGCUCUGUUUUGGGCCGAAAAGGUAACGGUCCUGAGCAAUGACGAUCCGCGUGAUGUGUACUGGGAAGCUCAGUGUAUGUUUCUGUUGCGAGAGUACCACAGGGCAGUCCACAUCAUUCGGAGCCGCCAGUUGGAGAAGAAAAAUCUGCUUUGUUACUAUUUGGCUGCCGAAUGCAUGACCGAGGCAAAGGAGUACCAGGAAGCGCUGAACAUCCUCAAUUCGGUCGACUGUGAAAUGCUCGGCCUUUCGACUGGCACUAGAGAUGAUUCCCGAGACGACGUAGAGACCAGCACAGUUUACGAGGAGCCGAACCGAAACGAAAUACUUGCUUCGGUUUACUUUCUCAAAGGCAAAGUACUGGAAGCCAUGGACAACCGAAUUCUGGCGAUGGACUGUUACGUGCAGGCGCUUCACAAAUCCGUCUACUGCACCGAGGCGCUCGAUGCCCUGGUGCAGCAUGAAAUGCUGAUGCCUUGGGAGGAAAAAGAAUUGAUGCAACACAUUCCGAUGACACAACAGUGCACGGAGGCGGAACGCAAGGUGCUAAAGUGUCUGUACGAGAGCAAACUGAAGAAAUACUACGACUCGAUAGUGCCACACUCUUCUGCCGAGCAAACGCCGAUCAUGUCGGGAAAUUCUAAUUUCUGGCACGAAUUGAAAGAAAAAAUGAAGAAUACAAAAAAUGCCGAAACAUCCAAACUGUCUACAAGCAGUUCGUUCGCCCAGGGGCAGGACCAACAGAUAAUGUCACCGGCGAAAAAAAUUCUUGAAGAUCUCAAAAACACUCCCUCGUAUCUGAUCCAUACCUCACUGACGAAGGCUUCGCUUCUCGGUUCGACUGGUGCUUCCGGUGGGUCAACUACGCUCGGGGAAACGGGACUUACGAACAAUUCGACCCGAAAGGAGACACCGUUUCGAAUCAACCGGCCACCCACCAGCGCCAGCUCGUAUACCAUUCCCUUUAGCCAAUGCAUGGAUAAACUGGAGACCAGCAUUGACCUGGUGAUAGCGCAGGCGGAGCGGUUGUUCUACGACUGCGAGUACAAGUUGUGCAUUAAGAUGCUCGACGCCAUACUCAAGCGUGAUCCGUACCACAAGCGAUCGCUCACGGUUCAGAUCGGUUGCUUGAUGGAGUUGCGAGAUUUUAACCGGCUCUUCUACGUGGCCCACAAACUGGUGGACUUUUAUCCGGAUGAUGCAAUCUCCUGGUACGCCGUAGGCUGCUACUAUGAUCUCAUAGGCAAGAGUGAUCCUGCGCGACGGUACCUGUCGAAGGCGACCACCUUGGACCGGUUGUUCGGCCCGGCCUGGCUAGCGUACGGCCACUCGUUCGCGAAGGAAAACGAACACGAUCAAGCGAUGGCGGCAUAUUUCAAGGCGACACAACUGAUGCGCGGUUGCCACCUGCCGCUGCUAUACAUUGGCGUAGAAUGUGGACUAACGAAAAAUCCGGAGAUGGCGGAAAAGUUCUUCAACCAGGCGAUGGCGAUUGCGCCGCUCGACGUGUACGUGCUGGCCGAGCUGGCCGUGAUCAAGUUUGAGUACGAACAGUACGAGAAUGCGGAGGAGGUGUUACGCCAAACGCUGGACAUGGUGCGGAUAAUGGCAAAACAGAAUAACGAGCAACUCUCCACGCGCUGGGAACCGUUGUUGAACAACCUUGGUCACUGUUGCCGAAAGAACAAAAAGUACGAAGAAGCACUAGAGUUUCAUCGGUGGGCACUGUCUCUGAAGCCACUGAGCGCUGCCACGUACACGGCGAUCGGUUUCGUGCAAGCGCUCAUGGGCCAACUGUACGAGGCGGUUGACUCGUUCCACAAGAGUUUGUCCCUUAAGCGGGACGAUGUGUUUACUACCACCUUCCUGAAGUAUGUCAUUGAGGAUCUGGCAGAGGAGCAGUCGUUGCCGUUCUACACGAUCGACGGCGCAGAGGAGGAACAAGAUGGGAACAAGAAAACGACGGAGGAUGGUCAGGACGAUGAAGUAAUGAUCACAUCGAUGGACAAAUCGUCCGAUGCAGGGCCCAAUUCGGCUGCCGUUUCUGUCACUGGUGGAGCAACAGAAAAUGUACCGCUUUUGCGCGUUAAACUCCGGUUCGACGAGUGUGACUCGAAUGCGUCCGCCUUGAGUGACACUAGCGCAGAUGAUAUGAGCAUGGACAUUUAAGUACCGGAGCAAACCAUCCCGAACGGUACCGUUCUGUGAGUAAGAUGCUCCAACGCUCACACUGGAAUAAAGCUACACGU
Anopheles cruzii is the source of this 2351-nucleotide messenger RNA. It is a transcript of the gene Cdc16, whose product is annotated as cell division cycle protein 16 homolog. Bases 1 to 2271 code for a protein of 756 amino acids. Lineage: Eukaryota; Metazoa; Arthropoda; Insecta; Diptera; Culicidae. Gene Ontology annotation, molecular function: protein binding. The transcript is spliced from 3 exons. Gene Ontology annotation, biological process: cell division. The record is from RefSeq and is a predicted model, not a curated record.